Messenger RNA from Verticillium nonalfalfae, 270 nucleotides. RefSeq names its product Mitochondrial inner membrane organizing system component (gene MIC10). The record is from RefSeq and is a predicted model, not a curated record. The transcript is spliced from 2 exons. The coding region runs from base 1 to 270 and encodes 89 amino acids. Gene Ontology annotation, cellular component: MICOS complex; mitochondrial inner membrane; mitochondrion. NCBI's taxonomy places the organism in Eukaryota, Fungi, Ascomycota, Sordariomycetes, Glomerellales, Plectosphaerellaceae.
AUGUCUGACACCGCCAUCCGUCCUCCUCCGAGCGCCGUCGCGCGACCCGUCAGUGAGGCACUUCUCAACGAGAAGUGGGACCGCUGCCUGUCCAACCUCCUCGUCAAGUCGUCUCUUGGACUCGGCUUCGGCGUCGUCUUCUCAGUCCUCCUCUUCAAGCGGAGGGCGUGGCCCGCCUUUGUUGGCGCUGGCUUCGGAGCCGGCCGGGCGUACGAGGAGUGCAACUUCAAUCUGCGACAGGCGGCGAGGGACCUGAAGAAGCAGGCAUAA